Arachis ipaensis is the source of this 2270-nucleotide messenger RNA. RefSeq lists its product as uncharacterized. Lineage: Eukaryota; Viridiplantae; Streptophyta; Magnoliopsida; Fabales; Fabaceae. Gene Ontology annotation, cellular component: exocyst. The record is from RefSeq and is a predicted model, not a curated record. Gene Ontology annotation, molecular function: phosphatidylinositol-4,5-bisphosphate binding. Gene Ontology annotation, biological process: exocytosis.
UUCACUUUUUCUUAUUCUUCCAUUACUUAACUCCAUUCACCCGGUACAAACACACCUUCACCCGGUACGAACACACAUAUCGUUUAACAUCACUCUUUCUUCUUCUUCUUCUUCUUUCUUCUUCUUCUUCUUCUUCUUCUUCCAUACAAACACUUUUUCUUCUUCUUCCUUUAAUAUGGAAACCGGUAAUGCAGCCCCUGUCAAUGGACCCAACAAGUUUGAAGCAUGGGUUCAAAACUGGGUGCUGCGGUACCGAUUUUUCUGGUGGAUAAUGUGUGUAAUUGGAGCUGCGAUUGCACUAACAGGCUUUUAUCCAAGGUUCAAGCUGGGAGAGGGAAAUUCAUGGAACCUUGGGCGAGGCCUUUUUUUUGCCUCUGUUGUUGUGCUUCCAUUUGCUCUCCCUCUGUUGAAAGUUUAUCAGGGAAAAGUGUUACACUAUCGGCGUCAAUUCAAAGCCUGUGGUGUGUUCAUCUCCCUCUUGGUGAUUUUUUUCUAUACUUACUUUUCAAGAAGAGGAGAAGAACAAGAACAAAGACAAAGAGGAUACGGUGAUAUUUUAUCGCUAGCUGGAUUUGCGGUGAUGAACUUUGUCCUAUCACUUCAGAAGAACUACCAAUUUGUUGAAGAACUUAUGAAGUUCUUUUUGGUAGAGCUUGUGGUGGAGCUUACCGUAUCAAGAUGGUGGUUUGGUUUCUUAGGAGCAAUGUUCAGUUUUUUACUGAUCAUCCUUUCCUCCUGUAAAGAAAAACAUGCUGACAGCCGUGAGGAACCAUCUAUUGACAACAUCACCAUUAGCGUCCCUGAAGCUAGAAUGGAGCUUGUAAGUCCAACUUCACAUGACUUGACUCGGCUGUGGAAUCUUAACGAUAAGGAUCAGGAAUUUGUUCGGCAGUUACGGCGUAUUUUUGUGACUUACAUCAAUGGUUGGAAAGACAGAAUUCCAGAGUUAACCAUGGAAAGCCAAAUCCUCACCUUUGAUAGGACUCGGCGAGAGAUGGAAUUUCUCGCGUUACCAAAGGAUGGCAUGACAUCCAUGAGGCAGAUUGAAAUGUACUCAAGAAAUCGGAGAGAGUUCUUGAAGCUGUGCAAAUCAGAGUUAAGGCCGGACAGAACUGCUACCCAGAUGAGUACCAUCAAGAAGUGUAUUAAACACUUCACCAUUGUAUUCAAGGUGCUCAUUCCCAAUGAGCAGGUCUUCUAUCAUGGAAUCUUCGGCACCUCUCCCUUCAUCAAGCAGUGUUUUAUGGAAUUCUGCUCGGAUGUGAAGAAAGAAUUGGUACGUGCUGUCCAUGAUGAGAUGUCUGAGUUGAUGUAUUCCUAUGAGGUUUUUUUAACUUUUCAAGCAAUACGUGAAUUCACUGCUAUGUGGCGGGCGCUGUUUCCGGAGGAUGUCUCCAUGUUGGCCGAUAUGGUGGAGCUGGAAAGGAAAUUGGGAGAGACAACCAGAGAUUAUUUCUUUAGGGAGGAGGAGGUGCCUUCCGAAAUCGGAACCUCCUAUUCAUGUGAGGUUCAUCCCAUCACUGCCCAAGCAAUGAACCGCCUUCACUCUGCCUUCAAGGAUAAAAAAAUCUUGAAAUCACUUCUCCAAACAUACCCCAAUGGUGAAGUUGAAAUUCUGACUAAAAGAAAACGUCUGAUUUCAAGGUAUAUAUAUUGGAACAUCAACAAGCUUGAAGCCUCUCUUGAAUCCAGCUUCAAAAAGACCUAUGUUUAUCAGCUCCAGGGAGUGUCACUGAUGACUAAUAUCAUCUACAUAGUAAAGAAGGCCGUAGAAUUUGAAUUUGAUUUAUCUAAGGAAGAAGAUUGGGCCAAGGAACAAAUAUUGAUACUUGAAAGGUGUUUCAACCAAUAUUACCGGCACGACCCGACUGAGCUGCUUGACUAUUUCCGGCAACAUAAUGCGAAGGCCACGGGAGAUAAAAUGUUGAGCAUGUUAGAUAUUCUCAAAUUUGUCCCUUCUGCUGCUUCAGCAGAUGUUUUGCGUGUAAAAUUGAUCCCAAAUUGUGAAGAAUUCAUCAAGAGAUUUCGAGCUUUGCUAGCUGGCGAUGAAGGUCCUCCCCGUUGAGGCACAGCAAGAUUAUUGGAGAGGAGGGCUGGUCUAAAAUACAAGGAUUAAAUAGAGAAGUAUAUUGUCUUGUUUUAGUUUAUAUAUUUUGGUAGAGAACGUCAUUAUGUUAAGCUUUUAAUUCUAAAACUCUGUGUCUAUUCUGCUUUGAUUUAUAGUCAAAUUGAGAGAUAUAUCCUUGUGAUGCCAAUGAGUUCCAUGUUUA